UCUGAAAAUAUUCCCGGAUGUUUCGCUACUGCUUCACCGGAUGUUAGUAAACUGUGGCUCGAAGACGGAAGCUGUAAAUUUUGACAGAACAGCUGAGGUGAAGCUCAGUCUGACGAUGAGCGUCCCAGACUACAUGCAGUGUGCCGAGGACCACCAGACGGUGCUGGUGGUGGUCCAGCCGGUGGGCAUCGUGCCCGAGGACCAGUUCUUCAAGAUCUACAAGCGCAUCGCCAGCGUGAGCCAGGUGAACAUCCGCGACUCCCAGCGGCUCCUCUACAUUCGCUACCGCCACCACUAUCUGCCCGAGAACAACGAGUGGGGCGACUUCCAGACGCAUCGCAAAGUGGUGGGCCUCAUCUGCAUCACCACGUGUAACUCUGCCAAGGACUGGCCACAGACCGCCGAGCGCUUCCACGGCCAGAAGGAGGUGUACAGCUCCACCCUGUACGACUCGCGCCUGCUGGUGUUCGGCCUGCAGGGGGAGAUCGCCGAGCAGCAGCGCACCGACGUGGCCUUCUAUGCGGACUUCGAGGAAUGCUCCGACGUGGAGCGGAGGGUCGAGGACUUUGUGGAGUCCAUAUUUAUAGUCCUGGAGUCCAAGCGGCUGGACCGGGCCACGGAUAAGUCCGGUGACAAGAUCCAGCUGCUCUGCGUGCCUUUUGAAAAGAAGGAUUUUGUGGGUUUGGACACAGACAGCAGUCCCGUGAGUUUAUUGUUGGGUGUGAAAAGGCAUUACAAGAAGCGUUGCCAGGGGCGGAUGAGGAAGCAUGUUGGGGACCUGUGCCUGCAGGCAGGGAUGCUGCAGGAUGCGCUGGUCCACUACCACAUGGCUGUGGAGCUGCUCAGGGGAGUCAACGAUUUCCUCUGGCUUGGUGCUGCGUUGGAAGGCUUAUGUUCAGCCUCUGUCAUCUUCCACUACCCGGGAGGCACAGCGGGAAAGAUGGCCGCACGCAAGCCCAGCAUCUCCCAGCCGGCCGAUGCGGGCAAACGCCACAGACCAGGGGCUCAGGAGGUUCUCAUUGAUCCAGGUGCCCUGACGGCCAACGGCAUCAGCGCCGACACCAGCACAGAGAUUGGACGAGCAAAGAACUGCCUGAGUCCGGAGGACAUCAUCGAGAAAUACAAAGAGGCCAUCUCCUACUACGGAAAGUACAAGAACGCAGGUGUGAUCGAGCUGGAGGCCUGUGUUAAAGCCGUCAGGGUGUUGGCCAUCCAGAAGAGAGCCAGGGAGGCCUCAGAGUUCCUGCAGAACGCUGUCUACAUCAACCUGGGACAGCUGUCGGAGGAGGAGAAGAUCCAGCGCUACAGCAUCCUGUCUGAGCUCUACGAACUCAUCGGCUUCCACCGCAAGUCGGCUUUCUUCAAGCGCGUGGCAGCCAUGCAGUGUGUAGCCCCCACCAUCUCCGAGCCGGGCUGGAGGGCCUGCUACAAGCUGCUGCUGGAGACUUUGCCUGGAUACAGCCUGUCUCUCGACCCCAAGGAUUUCAGCAAAGGCACCCACAGAGGCUGGGCAGCUGUACAGAUGCGCCUGCUGCAUGAGCUGGUAUACGCCUCCCGCCGCAUGGGCAACCCGGGCCUGUCUGUGCGCCACCUGUCCUUCCUGUUGCAGACCAUGCUGGACUUCCUGUCUGAUCAAGAAAAGAAAGAGGUGACCCAGAGUCUGGAGAACUACACCUCCAAGUGUCCAGGUGGGAUGGAGGUCAUCACUCUCUCUGAUGGACUCAAGCUCCCACCAGUUCCCUUCACGAAGCUCCCAAUGGUCCGAUCGGUUAAGCUGCUCAAUCUGCCCACCAGUCUGCGGCCUCACAAAGUGAAAAGCCUGCUGGGACAGAGCGUGUCUACCGCUAGUCCCUUCAUCUACUCACCCAUAAUCAUGCACAACAGAGGAGAGGAGCGCUGUAAGAAGAUAGAUUUCCAGUGGGUUCAAGGAGACGUUUGUGAAGUCCAGCUGAUGGUGUACAACCCGAUGCCCUACGAGCUUCGUGUGGAGAACAUGGGUCUGCUGACUUCUGGAGUGGAGUUUGAAUCUCUGCCAGCUGCUCUGUCCCUGCCCGCUGAGUCCGGGCUGUACCCCGUCACUCUCGUCGGAGUCCCGCGCACAGCUGGCAACAUCACGGUGAACGGUUACCACACGUCCGUAUUCGGCGUGAGCAGCGACUGCCUGCUGGAAGGCCUGCCAAGUGUGAAGACAAGCGGCUGUUUAGUGGAAGUCAUUCCCUCCCUUCCUCGGCUUCAGCUCAGCACAUCACUUCCACGAUCAGCUCACACCCCUCAACAUAUGUCCAAAGAAGAACUGUCCAGCUCCGUGUCCGUCCAGCUCUUUAACGGAGAGCGGCAGCAGCUGACCAUCACCUUGGAGAACAUUGGCACGGAAGACAUUGAGAGUCUGGAGCUGACCUCUAAGACCGUCAACACUAAAGACAAAGUGUUUGGCAAAUUUCUGAGUUGGGAUAUAGAGGAAGCAGUUCAUCAACUUCCGCUUAAGCCGGGCCAGACUGUGACUCUCGCUAUCAGCAUCAAAGUCAAGCUGGACUUCUCCGGUCAGGAGAACCUGCUGCAGGACCUGAAUGAUGAUGGGAUCAGCGUGACGGGUUUGCCGAUCGCCAGUCCUCUUCGACAAGUCCUGAAGCCCAGGACCGAGACCAAAGCGUUGAGCAGCGAGUCCGGCAAGGCCGAGUACAGCCACGUCAAGACUUUGGAGGCGGUGCUGAACUUCAGGUACUCCGGUGGAGCGGGCAAAGUGGAGGGCUACUACAGGGAGCUGUCUCUGGGCAUCCAUGUAGACGUGGAGCCGUCUGUGUUUUUCACCAGAGUUAGCACCCUUCCUGCUACCAGCACCCGGCAGUGCCACCUUCUGCUCGACAUCUUCAACCCGACGGAACACGAGCUCACAGUCAGCGCCAAGAACAGCGAGGACCUGGUGCUGCAUCCCAGCGAGUGUCAGAGGAUGGCCAUCCAGGUCGACAAAUUUGACUUUGAGAGUCUGCCCCAGCUGGACCAGGAGGCGGCCCUCUUCAGCAGCCCCAAACAGCUGGAGGAGGAGCGACAGCACGCCCAGGGCUGCCAGAUCAACAGCAAGCUGGACAUCUGUUGGAACAUACCAUCUCUACAGCGGCGUGGAGAGGCCAGCGUGGAGGGAGCCCUAAACCAGCUGGUCCUGGAGCACCUGCAGCUCGCUCCUCUGCAGUGGGACGUGCUGGUGAACGGGAAGCCGUGCGACUGCGACGUGGUGGCAGACUGCAGAGUGGGCGACGCCGUGACCCUGGAGGUUAAACUGACCAACCUGAACAAGAACCCGGUGGGCCCGCUGUCUCUGACCGUGAUGCCGUAUCAGGACUACCAGAACGGGGUCCAAAACUACGACCUGGACGAAGCGGUCACCUUCGUCGGCUCCAACACCUUCUUCAUCGACGUGGUUAAACCCAGGGAGAGCUCGGUGUGUGAGGGCGCCCUGCUCUUCCUCUACACCGGAGACUUCUACCUCAACAUGAAGGUUCAGGACGACAGCGCCCGGCGGGAGCUUCCUCUGGCCUGGUUCACCCUGCCUGGCGUCCACGUCAGGGCCCAGGACACGCCGCUGCAGGCCGGGGCCUAACGGACCCAAACAGCUAAACGUAGCACAAUGUGGUGCAGAUGUAACAGCCUGGAUGUGACUUCGUUACAGGUUUCUGCUUCUGUUUGAAGGAAUCGACACAACCUGCUCACCGGAGGACAUGUUUUCAAAAGCUAAACUGACACUGAUGAUGAAAAUCAAACUGACUUUAUCUUUCAUUACAGGAAGCAGGAGUUAGCUUAGCACUGUGAGCUCUGCUGAGUCGACUUCCUCCCUCAGAGCCCACAUGAUUAUCCCCUCUGUGAAACCGCUCUGUUUCAACAGCUCUAUACUUUUUUUUUUUUUUUUUUGUGUACGGCUGCAGAAUCAUAAGGCAUCGAGAUAUUGAUUUAUUUAAUUAGCUGUGUGACUGGUCUGAUUAUGCUGAUGAUAAACUGCUGUAAAUAAAUGCUAGAAAAAGUGA
Poecilia reticulata (guppy) is the source of this 4016-nucleotide messenger RNA. NCBI's taxonomy places the organism in Eukaryota, Metazoa, Chordata, Actinopteri, Cyprinodontiformes, Poeciliidae. The record is from RefSeq and is a predicted model, not a curated record.